Messenger RNA from Eriocheir sinensis (Chinese mitten crab), 906 nucleotides. RefSeq lists its product as uncharacterized. The record is from RefSeq and is a predicted model, not a curated record. Lineage: Eukaryota; Metazoa; Arthropoda; Malacostraca; Decapoda; Varunidae. Bases 1 to 906 code for a protein of 301 amino acids. The transcript is spliced from 4 exons.
AUGAGGCCGCUCAGCGCGUCCCGUCCCGUCUGUUUCUACUACCAGCCACGCCACGCCGGAGCCACGCCACGCCACCCCAGGGCCACGCCACAGUCACGCCAACCCAGAGCCACGCCACGUCACGCCAAUCACACCAAGCCAGAGCCAAGCCACGCCACGCCAAGCCAGAGCCACGCCACGCCAGUCACACCAAGCCAGAGCCAAGCCACGUCAAGCCUGAGCCAAGCCACGCCACGCCACGCCAGAGCCACGCCAAGCCAGAGCCACGCCACGCCACAGCCACACGCCACGCCAGAGCCAAGCCACGCCACGCCAAGCCAGAGCCACGCCACACCACAGCCACACGCCAAGACAGAGCCAAGCCACGCCACGCCACGCCAGAGCCACGCCACACCACAGCCACACGCCAAGCCAGAGCCAAGCCACGCCAAGCCAGAGCCACGCCACACCACAGCCACACGCCAACCAGAGCCACGCCACACCACAGCCACACGCCAAAGCCACGCCACACCACAGCCACACGCCACGCCAGAGCCAUGCCACACCACAGCCACACGCCACGCCAGAGCCAUGCCACACCACAGCCACACGCCACGCCAGAGCCACGCCACACCACAGCCACACGCCAAGCCAGAGCCACGCCACACCACAAGCCACGCCACACCACAGCCACACGCCACGCCAGAGCCACGCUACGCCACAGUCACGCCAAGUCAGAGCCACGCCAAGCCAGAGCUACGCCACACCACAGUCACGCCAAGCCAGUGCCACACCACAGCCACACGCCACGCCACGCCACACCACAGCCACGCCAAACCACAACCACGCCAGAGCCACGAUCUUCUGCCCUCCCUCUCCGACACCAGCAGCGGCUCCAGUCCAAAUGACGCCUUCCUGAGCUGCUGA